AUGGACCAAUUUCCUCCCUUUACCUCCAACCUAUCUUUCAUCUCCAGACCUAAUAUUACAGGUUUUGUUGCAGCGCCGAGAUCUGCGUUUGGUCAGUCCAAACUCCAAACAUUGUUGCUCGCUUUCAUGGCUGGGAGGCGUGUCGUCAACCUUGAUUCCAAGUUCGGACCCAAUAAGUGUGUUGAGAGAUACCAUGGUGAUGAUCUUGUGAGUCGGUUGCCUGAUGACAUUCUCCUUGUUAUCCUAUAUUCCCUCCCAUUGAAAGAAGCUGAGCGAACAAGUGUUCUUUCAUCUCGCUGGAGAAACUUGUGGAGUUACACCUCGUAUCUCAACUUUGAUAACCAUAGGUCCAUGGAGAAGAUUAUCCAGGACCCGGAUUUUCGCUAUGUAGAGAGGGAAAAGUAUGUAAGUGAAGCUAUCGAGUUUCUCUUACGUUACUGCCCAUUACUCGAGCAUUUAGUUGUACAUUGCUCCGAGAUAUUGUCCAGUCUUGAAGUUUGCGGACCAUCCCUUGCAUUAAAGCAUUUGAAGAUAAGGCACUGCAGUUAUUUGAAAUCCUUAAGAAUUUCUGCUCCAAUUCUUACUACACUUAUACUUGAUAAAAUAGAAGGCCUCUUGCUUGAGGGCGUUCCGAUGCUUCGUGACGUUUAUGUGACCUUUGGAGACGCUUGGCCUGAUUCUAUGUUUGUACAAAGGCUAGUUCCCACACUGCUUUGCUGUCUUUCCCAAUUGGAGAUUCUCACCUUGAACAUUUUGCUUAAGAAGGAGAUUCUACCGACGCUCAAUUUCCCUGUGAUGCCCAAACUUAGGAAGUUGGUCUUCAUGAAAGUUUUAUAUGGAGUGGACUUCAGUCUUCUAGACCUAGCUCGUUUAAUCAAGGCAUCUCCCAACUUGGAAGAAUUUGAGUUAAAGCAAACAUGGUUUGAACCUGAAAGGUCGAACAGAGAAAUUCAGAAGGGUGUUAAGCACUUUCCACUGCACCAACACUUGAAUGUUUUUCGGUUUUUAGGUUAUUAUGGUUGCCCAAGUGAUGUUGAAUUAGUCAACUACUUGUUGGAAAAUUGUGUCGCGCUUAAGGAGAUCAUUGUUUAUGCCCAAGAUCCUCAUCGUCGGGCCUAUGAGGCAGUUGAUCCUGAGGAAUUAAAAUUGGCCGAUAAAGCAAAGAUUUAUGCUAAACAGCAGCUGGAGCCGCUACAUGGACAGCUUGUUGAAGGUCUGAGGCAAAGGGCCCUUCAAACCCAAGCCCCUGACUUGAAUCUGAGUAACUCUGUCCCCAGAACAGUACACAUGGUCCCAGCUGGGCGGGCCACACGGGUUGUCAUCCUCCGGCCAUUUCGUCGAGUAUGGCUAAAUCGUCGGGGUCCGUCGCGCUUUUACGACGGAGAGGGUAAAGAGAAAAAGGGCGAUGGUGAUUUUUACAUGGGGUUUAGCCGCCAUAGCAGAAUUUUGUGA
Molecule: messenger RNA, 1452 nt
Organism: Striga hermonthica
Lineage: Eukaryota; Viridiplantae; Streptophyta; Magnoliopsida; Lamiales; Orobanchaceae
Source: the annotation of a GenBank genome assembly